Penicillium expansum is the source of this 636-nucleotide messenger RNA. Its product is annotated as oxidase ustYa family protein. Gene Ontology annotation, biological process: mycotoxin biosynthetic process. The transcript has 4 exons. Lineage: Eukaryota; Fungi; Ascomycota; Eurotiomycetes; Eurotiales; Aspergillaceae. The coding region runs from base 1 to 636 and encodes 211 amino acids. The record is from RefSeq and is a predicted model, not a curated record.
AUGUGGGUCACCGGCAUAUUUGGCAGGAAGUCUGAGCAAUGCCAUUGCGAUACGGAAUCGUGGACAACUAAGUUUGAGGAAGACUUGCAAUAUAGAAGCCGUGUUACUUUCCAACCUCACUCCUAUUUCGGUGGACCUCCAUCAAACAAGACAGAUGAGAUGUGGAAACGACUUUCUCCCCCUGGUGAUGGUAUCGUGGAACUUCCAAUCGCAGCUGCAAAGAACCUUCCCGAGUCCCUGCCCGCCCCAAAUAAUCCAGAGACUAUGCUGGUUUACGGUGUAUCGGUCUUUCACCAGCUACACUGUCUGAACUUCCUACGAUUCGCCUAUUACCCCUCAUCCUUGCAGGAUAUGGACGAGGAAGAAGUUGAAUUCCACCGCGAUCACUGCCUUGACUAUAUCCGCCAAGUUCUAAUGUGCCAUGCAGACCCUACUUUCGAGCCCAUGAGUGAAGUAGGAAUCAAUGGCAUGGGGGCUAUCCAUCAGUGUCGUGAUUACGAUAAGAUCUUUUCUUGGGCCUAUGAACAUCGGUCAAAUAAAGUGCAUGGGUCGGGAUACACCGGUGGUAGACUCACGCAUACACCUGGCGACUUGAAUGAUUUUGAAAAGGGGCCACAUGCUGGACAUGGUCAUUGA